ACCGUUUCAGUGCCGAUUUGUACUUCGAUCGUGUUUGACGUUGUUUUGUUUAGGUUUAGGUUACGCGCUCCGAGUGGCGCAUUACGCGCGGUACAAUACCAACCGUAGAUUCGAAACGUGACCAGCUAGUACACCCGUCGCCAAUUACCUUUUGUAUACGCUUCUCGAUGGUGACCAGUGGUGACCACAAAAACGGGAAAAAGUCGUGACGUUUUGUGAAUAAUAGGUGCUGCCUAUACUCUGACUGCGGAUCGCAGUUGGCAAUUUGAACGAUUGUCGCGCAGCGGCGGCGAGUUGUUUGGAGUCGAAACUUACAAAAACUCGGCUGGUGGUGGAAUCGGACAUAGAGGUAGAACUUUCGUGUUGAGUCGCGUGGCUUAAAGUUCGCUGAUUCAUACUUCUAUACGACGGACGUUGAAUAAGAUUUUUUUCCGCAAAUUUUUCGGGGGUAGUGAACGUUCAGAAUUGUUGCUCGUGUGGCAUUAAUAUUCGCAUAAUAGCAUCAAUUACGCCUCCGCACCAACAACUGGAACGUGGCGGUGGUGUUAUCGGUUGUUGUACCUACUUACCUGAACCUGAAUCCGUCUGCGACUGCGAAGGGUGCAAAGUGACGGAAAAAGGUUUCCAUUAGUUCGGUAUGCUAACCUACAGGGGCGGGGGAAAGGAAAAGAAUUUAUUGUGAUUUUCGGGGUUUCGCUUUGCUGUUGCCCUCAGUGCUCCGACCCGGUCAGGUGUCAAAUUUGUUAGGGGAAGCUAAAAGGUGAAAAGGAAGUAACCCGAAUAUGGCCAUUUGAAGGACGAGCAUGUGUAGAAGGAAAUGGCACGGAAAUAAUAGGAAAAGAAGAAAAUUGUGUCUUGAAGAAAAGAAAAUAAAUCAAUAAAAGUGAGCUUCCCAAAUCGGAUCACUGAUUUAGGUGCUAGGGCAAGUGAUUCGUUCUUGUUUUGUGUCUGUGUGUGUGUGUUGCUGCAACCUCCAACGUAUUUAGUUAACCAAGAAGCCAAUUAGACGUGCCGUGGUGUGUUUUCGUUAUCGCUGCGAACGAAUUUAGCCUCGUAAGCUUAAGUUCGGGACGGAUUAGUUCGCUGGCCGGUGCCGGUGUCUGCUGAUAAGCGAUCUGUUUGGGAGUUUCGGCACUCGUCGUUGUGCGGGGGACAAACCGUCUCAAGGAUGGAUGAGAAGGCGAAAGGAAAGGAUCCGGAACAGUCGUUCUGUUUCAUAAGGGGAUCCGACCCGCGGGCUGCCACCUGCCGUGGGAAGCUCCAGAGCCGCCGCUGUAAGCUGAACCAGGAAAUCAACAAGGAGCUGAGGCUGCGGGCCGGUGCGGAGAACCUGUUCAAGGCGACCACCAACAAAAAGUUGAAGGACACGGUCGCGCUGGAACUGAGCUUCGUAAAUUCCAACCUGCAGCUGCUGAAGGAACAGCUCUCCGAGCUGAACUCGUCGAUGGAGAUUUAUCAGGGCGAAGGCCUGGAUUACGUCAUACCGAUGAUUCCGCUUGGCCUGAAGGAAACCAAAGAAGUCAGCUUUAUGGAACCGUUUUCGGAUUUCAUCCUGGAGCACUACAGCGAAGAUUCCAGCGUGUACGAGGACGCAAUCGCAGAUAUCACCGACACGAGACAGGCCGCCAAAACCCCGACCCGAGACACGCAAGGCGUUGCGCUAUUGUUCCGCUACUACAACCUGUUGUACUAUGUCGAGAGACGAUUUUUUCCGCCCGACCGAAGCCUCGGAGUUUACUUCGAGUGGUACGACUCGCUGACCGGGGUACCCUCGUGUCAGCGGACGGUCGCAUUCGAGAAAGCCUGCAUCCUGUUCAAUCUGGCUGCCAUCUACACACAGAUCGGGGCUAAGCAGGACCGCUCGUCGGAAAAGGGCCUGGACGCGGCGGUCGACAACUUUCUGCGGGCGGCCGGGGUGUUCAAGCACAUCUACGACACGUUCACGAAUGCGCCCUCGAUGGAUUUAAAACCACAGGUCCUGGAAGUGCUGGUGGCACUGAUUUUGGCUCAGGCCCGCGAAUGCCUGUACGAGAAACUUUUACUACAGCUAGAAGAAACGACCAAUUCCGAUUGUAGUGCGUUCCACCGCAAUCUCUCCGGUGAGGCCACCCAGUUGUUGGUUGAAUACCAGGAGAUCCACCGAAUAAUUCAGAGUAACGAGGCGCACACCUAUCUGCCCGAGUGUUGGGCUGGGCUGGUCCCACUCAAAUCAGAACACUACAAAGCCCUUGCCCACUACCAUACAGCCAAAUCGAUCGAUCCGGCGCUCGUUAAUCUCAAAACGAGUACCCCUUCCAAAACUGGCGGCAAGCUGCUGAAGGGUCCCCCCGGUGGAGCGAUCGGUGCCUUCGGAAGCCAAACACUGACCCAGUCCCGGGAUACCUUCAUCUUCGACGAGAGUUCCCUCGAGGGUGACCUAAAUCCGGCAAUGUUGAAGAAAGCGCACCUCCGCGAAUCGCUUGCUAGUCACGAGGAAGCCCAGAGGCUACAGCGGAUGUGCCGCGAGCUGAAGAAUAAAAUUUCCCUCACCAAGGUGUUGAACUAUGCGCUGGAAAAGACGGCCGAAGAGUUGGAAGUUCUAGACAUGGAGCUGGACGGAGCGGGGUUCCAGGAUGAGGAUAUCGAUUUGAUCGAUGUGACGUUGAAUACUACCUCUAAAUUUACGAUUUCCCUUACGGGACCCGAUUUCACGGCGUAUAAGAUUGAGGAUCCGUUCCGGAAGCUGGGACCGAUUGCGAUAUUUUCCGCGAGACGCUACUGGACGGCACCACGCUGCAUACGGCUGCAGAAGGGUAACUCGAUGGCGAUGACCGGCGGUGGUACGCUGGAUCGGCGUCGUUAUGGUGGUGGAAGCAGUAGCGGGGGAAGCAGCAUUGGCCGAAGUGACGGCAGUCGGGAAAAGUGUCAAUGCAAUAAAACAAACUACUACAAAGAUGUGCGAUCGUGUGACGUGUGCUUUAAGAAUGUUUGCAACGCAUCUGAGUCGGAGUUCCGUUCGAGUCAAAACGGUCAUCACAAUGUCGUCACACGGUCGAAUGUGGCUGCGACGGCUGGCACCCUGAAUGGGCUUCAGCCCGGCAGCCAGGAUGGUAGCGACUGUGGUGGGGUUGACAGUUUUGAAAGCUUCGGAUUUCAUAUACGAGGCGAUGCGCCGGUUAUGAUUUCGACGGUGGAGAUCAAUUCGUUGGCUGAUCUCGGUGGCAUCAAGGAGGGUGAUUUCAUUGUGGAACUGUGCGGAAUUGACGUCAAAUGGUACACGCAUCAGCAGGUUUUGAAGCUGAUCAAAAACUGCUCCAACAGUUUGGACCUCAAAGUGAUCACUCCGAUGGAUCGCAAUUACCUGAAGCCAAUGUCCUCCACCCAUUCCAAGGGAUCGAUUUCGACACUGUCCGGCAGCUCGUCCGGCGUUUCAUCCGGGGCACCGAGCCCGACCGGUACGACCACCAAGAACAGCAAACCCCGGUCGAAGCUGGGUAAGAAUCGGUUGAGCAGUUUCACCUCCGGCAGCUGGAAUCCGUUCCGCCGGACGCAAAGUUUGGGCAAAAUUUUCUAAUUUACUUCUAGAUCGAGAAUGGCUCGGAAGAAAAUUUGAUGAUGGAAAGCAAGCCUUAGCUGUCUUAUCGUAUCGUUUAAGAUCUACGUUCUAAUCUAAUCACAAAACUUUAGAAGUGUAAAAAAAAAACGGAUGCCAUUAACCAUGCUUCACCGAUUCAUCGGUGGGUGUGCAGUAGAAAUCAAGUGUACUUAAUUUAUAGUGUUUUUUCAACCUUUAGUCUUUUAUUCGUGUGAAUAUUUAUUAUUUUAACCUCAGAUAAAGAUGGUCGAUUAACUUGGUAGAAACUAGAACCUACAUUAUUUAGGAAAGGUCGAACACAGAGUGAAGGGUAAAGCUCAAAAAACGAUCGAGUUUAGUUAUUUACGUGUAAAAAGAUGAAUAAGAUUGUACAUUUCACAUCUUUUUGUUUAAAGAAUAUUUUUAAAUUGCAUAACAAACAAAGGCGAAUAUGCUCACAGGAAAAACAUGAAAAACGCCUACGCCUAAACUUAGAGGAACUGAGUAUUUUUCUUCCAUAUUUUCGCGGUUAUAAUUUAAAUGACAUAACCUAAAAAUCAACUAUUUCGAAACAAGCCCGAAACUGAACCGUUACAGAAAUAAAUGUUGUUUUCAAAUAA
Topomyia yanbarensis is the source of this 4173-nucleotide messenger RNA. It is a transcript of the gene Rhp, whose product is annotated as rhophilin-2. Gene Ontology annotation, molecular function: protein binding. Gene Ontology annotation, biological process: signal transduction; negative regulation of stress fiber assembly. The record is from RefSeq and is a predicted model, not a curated record. NCBI's taxonomy places the organism in Eukaryota, Metazoa, Arthropoda, Insecta, Diptera, Culicidae. The transcript has 10 exons. Bases 1169 to 3553 code for a protein of 794 amino acids.